AUGGUAGAUGCGAUUAUGAGCUUCGUCGUAGGAAAGGUGGGCAACUAUCUAAUCGAAGAAGCGUCCAUGUUGAUGGGAAUCAAAGACGAACUAGAAGAGCUGAAAGCAGAGUUGAUGUGCAUCCAAGGUUAUCUCAAGGAUGUUGAAGCUCGAGAAAAAGAAGACGAGGCCUCAAAAAUGUGGACAAAACUGGUGUUAGACAUAGCUUACGAUGUCGAAGAUGUUUUGGACAGCUAUUACCUAAAAGCGGAAGAAAGAUCACAAAGGCGAGGCAUGAGGAGAUUGACGAACAAAAUAGGCAAGAAGAUGGAUGCAUACAACAUAAUUGAUGAUAUCAAGCUCCUACAGAGAAGAAUCUUAGAUGUCACACGCAAGAGGGAGACUUAUGGCAUAGGAAACUUCAAUGAGACUCGAGCAGGAGAGAAUACUUCAGGUUUGAGGGUGAGGCAGCUUCGGCGUGCUCGUUCUAUUGUUCAGGAAGAGCGUGUAGUUGGUUUGGAAGAUGAUUUCAAGAUUCUUUUGGCGAAGCUUCUUAAUGAUGAUGGCGAUCAUAAUAGAUAUAUGAUCUCCAUAUUCGGCAUGGGAGGUCUUGGAAAGACUGCUCUUGCUAGGAAGCUCUACAACUCAGAGGAUGUGAAGAGAAAAUUCCACCAAUACCGUGCAUGGACAUAUGGCUCUCAAGAGUAUGAUAUAAGAGAUAUGCUUAUGAGAAUUAUUAGAUCUUUGGGAGUGACUCAUGGAGAGGAAACAGAAAAAAUUAGGAUGCUUGCAGAGGAGGACUUAGAAGUUUACCUUUAUGGUCUUCUAAAAGGGAAAAAGUAUUUGGUGGUGGUAGAUGAUAUAUGGGAGAGAGAAGCGUGGGAGAGCUUGAAGAGAGCUUUACCAGGAAAUCAUAACGGAAGUAGAGUCAUCAUCACUACUCGUAUCAGAGCUGUUGCUGAAGGAGUGGAUCAGAGAGUAUACGCCCAUAAGUUAAGGUUCUUGACAUUUGAAGAAAGCUGGAACUUGUUUGAGCAGAAAGCAUUUAGAGAUAUAAGACCGGUCAAUCAAGACCUGGAGAGAAUCGGAAAAGAGAUGGUUACAAAAUGUGGUGGACUGCCUCUUGCUAUAGUUGUUCUUGCUGGGCUCAUGUCUAGGAAGAGGCCAAACGAGUGGAACGAUGUGUAUGACAGUUUAUGGCGACGCCUAAAGGAUGACUCCAUUCAGUUCUCCACUGUGUUUGAUCUAAGUUUCAUGGAGCUGAAACACGAGUUGAAACUUUGCUUUCUUUACCUCAGCGUCUUUCCAGAAGACUACGAGAUCGAUGUAGAGGAGUUGGUUAGAUUACUUGUAGCAGAAGGAUUUAUACAAGAUGAUGAAGAGAUGGAAGAUGUAGCUCGAUAUUACAUCGAAGAGCUGAUAGACAGAAGCUUACUCGAAACAGUGAGAACAGAAAGAGGAAAAGUGAUGUCUUGUAGAAUCCAUGAUCUUCUGAGGGAUGUGGCUGUUGAGAAAGCAAAAGAUCUCAACUUUGUAAAUGUUUACAAGGAGCAACAUUCAUCUACUACUUGCAGAAGGGAAGUGGUUCACCAUCUUAAGAACAAGGAAUACUUGUGCGACAGGCGUGUGAACAAAGGGAUGCGAUCUUUCUUGUUCUUUGGAGAGGGGAUGCUGGAUAAUUACGUAGACACCAUUACCUUGAAGCUGAAGCUACUUCGAGUGCUUAAUCUUGGAGGGAUUCACUUUUUUUGUAACGGAGAAUCGCAAUCGAGAUUACCAGAUGAGAUCGGAGGUUUAAUCCACCUGAGGUACCUUGGGAUCGCUGAUACUUCUAUCUGGAAUAUACCAGAGUUUAUCUCAAACUUACACUUUCUACAGACACUCGAUGCAUCGGGAAACUCCAACUAUUUCCAGGGAAGAACCGAUCUACGUAACCUCACAUCACUAAGGCAUGUCAUCGGAAGAUUCGUUGGAGAACUGCUAAUAGGUGAUGCAGUUGACCUUCAGACCUUGAGAACUAUUUCAUCCUAUAGCUGGAGCAAACUUACAAAACACGAGUUACUCAAAAAUCUUCGGGAUUUGGAAAUCUAUGACUACUCUAGGGUGGUUGACCAGAAAAGAGCUCCUCUGGACUUCAGUUCUUUUUCUAAACUGCCAAAACUUCGCGUCCUCAAGCUGGAGGUGAAGAAUUUUAAGUUAUUGUCAGAAUCGGAAGAAGCAGUAGGGUUCAUGGAUGUCAUAUUUCCGAGUCUUGAGUGUUUGACCCUUGUCGGAUCAAAUAUCAAGGAAGACCUAAUGCCUGCUUUCCAGAAAUUUCCGAGACUGGAAGAUCUAGUCUUCAAAAAUUGUGAUUACCUAGGAGGUAAGAUGAACAUCAGUGCACAAGGUUUUGGUAGGCUGAGGAAGCUUGAUUUGAUCAUGGUAAGAUUAGAUGAGUUGCGGAUCGAAGAAGGGGCCAUGCCCAAUUUGAUGGAGCUGGAUGUACAAAACCAGGACAUGCCCUUGGCUAAAGCAGCGUGCGCACGACUCUUCAACAUAAUGAAAGUCUAUGUUGAAAAAACCAUUAGGAGAGAGAAAAAGAGAGGUUUAGCAAUGGAGAACAGAGCAGAGAAGAGACGGAUCGUGUUGGUUCCAUUUCCAUCACAAGGACAUAUAACUCCAAUGAUGCAACUCGGUCAAACCCUUAACUUGAAGGGCUUCUCAAUCACAGUUGCUGUGGGAGAAUCAAAUCAAGUAAGCUCUCCAAAAGACUUCCCUGAUUUUCAGUUUUUCAUCAUACCAGAAAGCGUACCGGUGACUCAACUCCAGAGAUUCGGACCGGUGGAUUUUCUGAAGAAUCUCAACAAAACCAGCGAGGCAAGCUUCAGGGAGUGUAUAGCUCAGUUGUUGAUGCAACAGAGAAAUGAUAUUACAUGUAUCAUCUACGACGAACUCAUGUACUUCUCUGAAGCUGCAGCUAAAGAGUUCAAGAUUCCCAGUGUCAGAUUCAGCACUGUCAGUGGUACAAAUCAUGUUUGCGGCUGUGUUUUAGGAAAAGUCAAUGCUGAGAAGUUCUUGGUCGACAUUAAUGAUCCUGAAGUGCAAGAAAAAGUGGUGGAGAAUUUGCAUCCAUUAAGAUACAAACACCUACCGAUUUCAGGAAUGGGGCCAUUGGAGCCAUUUUUGGAGCUCUGUAGAGAAAUAUUUAGCAAAAGAACAUCUUGCGCUUUGAUCAUCAACACGGCGAGCUGUCUAGAGAGCUCGUCUCUAUCAUGGCUACAACAAGAACUGAGAAUUCCAGUGUUCCCAUUAGGUCCUCUUCACAUAACAGCUCCAGCGGUGGAGUCUAGUUUAAUGGAAGAGGACAUGAGCUGUAUUGAAUGGCUAAACAAGCAGAAACCGAGGUCAGUCAUAUACAUAAGCUUUGGAAGCAAAGCUCACAUGGAAACUAAGGAAGUAUCAGAGAUAGCUUGGGGAUUGUAUGAUAGCAACCAACCAUUCUUAUGGGUCAUUCGAGCGGGUUCAGAGUCUUUGCCAGAGGAAGUAAGUAAUAUGGUCUCAGAAAGAGGAUACAUAGUGAAAUGGGCACCACAGAAUGAAGUACUUGCACAUCCUGCAGUGGGAAGUUUUUGGAGCCAUUGUGGAUGGAACUCAACACUCGAGAGCAUUGUAGAGGGAGUUCCAAUGAUUUGCAGGCCUUUUGGCGGAGAGCAGAAGAUAAACGCAUUGUAUAUAGAAAGUGUUUGGAAGAUAGGUAUUCAGAUUGAAGGUGAAGUUGAAAGAGGAGUUGUGGAGAGAGCUGUGAAGAGGUUGCUUGUGGAUGAAGAAGGUGCGUGCAUGAGGGAGAGAGCACAUGUUUUGAAAGAGAAGCUCAAAGCCUCUGUAAGAAGCGGAGGCUGCUCAUACAAUGCAUUGGACGAGCUUGUAAAGUACUUGGAGACAGAGUGA
Microthlaspi erraticum is the source of this 3906-nucleotide messenger RNA. The record is from the annotation of a GenBank genome assembly. NCBI's taxonomy places the organism in Eukaryota, Viridiplantae, Streptophyta, Magnoliopsida, Brassicales, Brassicaceae.